Molecule: messenger RNA, 1503 nt
Organism: Dufourea novaeangliae
Lineage: Eukaryota; Metazoa; Arthropoda; Insecta; Hymenoptera; Halictidae
Product: probable cytochrome P450 6a14
Exons: 5
Coding region: 1-1503 (500 amino acids)
Molecular function (GO): oxidoreductase activity, acting on paired donors, with incorporation or reduction of molecular oxygen; heme binding; monooxygenase activity
Source: RefSeq, a predicted model, not a curated record
AUGACGGACUGUCUCGUUACAUUAUGCGGUGUGUCGGUAAUACUAUUUUUACUUUACUAUUAUCUUACAUCAAACUUCAACUACUGGAAAAAUCGUGGUGUAUCCGGACCCCGACCCGUGCCCAUCUUUGGCAACCUUCGGCAAAUGAUAAUGAAAAACUUGUUCUUGGGUGAAAUCUUAAAACAGAUGUACAAUGAAUACAAGCAUGAACCAGCGUUUGGAAUUUUUGUAAGACGAGCACCAAUUCUGAUUGUUAACGAUUUAGAUUUGAUUAAAGAUAUCCUGAUCAAGGAUUUCUCACUUUUCGCUGAUCGAGGAAUACAGCUAUAUCCCAAGGUGGAACCACUCUGCGAACACCUAUUCAAUUUAGAAGAGGAAAGAUGGCGGCUAUUGAGAACGAGGCUCUCGCCAGUAUUCACGUCUGGCAAAAUCAAAGAGAUGUUUCCCCUCGUGGCAGAAUGCGGGCAGCACUUGGAAAAGUAUUUAGAGAAACUGGUAUCGAAGGGUGACCCUGUCGAAUGUCGCGAAAUAGCUGCGAAAUACACUACCGAUGUGAUCGGCAGCUGCGCCUUUGGGAUCGACACGAAUUCCUUCUCCGACGAGGACAGCGAGUUUCGUAGCAUGGGUAGACAGGUCUUUCUCCCUACUACUAAAAGUUUUAUCAAAGACCUCUGCAAAAGCUUUUUUCCUAGUUUGUACAAAAUAGUGGGACGCCCACUUCAGAAACUUCACGUUACCAACUUCUUUACGAAUGUCGUCGUGGAUACGAUGAAUUACAGGGAACAGAAUAGUAUAAUUAGGCCUGAUUUCAUCAACAUGCUUAUGAAACUCAAGAAGGACCCGCGUAACUUGAAAAGUAUUGAGCUGACGGAUGAGUUACUCACGGCGCAGGCGUUCGUCUUCUUUGUAGCUGGCUUUGAAACUUCCUCGUCAACGAUAAGUCAUUCACUUUACGAACUAGCAUUAAACACUGAUAUACAGGAUAAAUUACGAAAGGAAAUCAGGGAGAACUUUGCGCAACACGGCGAAACUUUGACAUACGAACGAGUGAAACAGAUGAAGUACUUGGAUUCCGUGUUCAGAGAGACUCUUAGGAAGUACCCACUCCUGCCAAUAUUGAUGAGAAAAGUAUGUACAAAUUACACUUUUAAAGGAACAAAUAUUACUAUCCCAAAGAAUACGAAUAUAUGGAUACCUGUGUAUGGAAUUCACCGGGACCCUGAUAUUUAUCCGAAUCCUGAAGUGUUUGAUCCUGAAAGGUUUGUCGAAGACGCUGUUUCGGCCAGACAUCCUAUGAGUUAUUUACCUUUCGGCGAUGGACCUAGAAAUUGUAUCGGGGCCCGUUUCGGGGAUUAUCAGACCAAGGUUGGACUUAUUACGAUUCUUCGUAAGCACAGAGUCGAUGUAUGUGAAAAAACGAGGAUUCCGUAUGUGCCUGACAGCCAAUCGUUUGUGUUAACACUUAAAGGAGGAGUAGUAUUAAAAAUAACGAAAGUAGAAUAA